Dermacentor andersoni is the source of this 1569-nucleotide messenger RNA. Its product is annotated as INO80 complex subunit B. Gene Ontology annotation, cellular component: Ino80 complex. Lineage: Eukaryota; Metazoa; Arthropoda; Arachnida; Ixodida; Ixodidae. The record is from RefSeq and is a predicted model, not a curated record. Gene Ontology annotation, biological process: chromatin remodeling.
UUAUCAUUUUUUGGCUAUUAGGGUGAGAGCGCCUAGGUGGUUCGUGGUGUUCUGUGGGUUAUGUAGGGAAGGCGUUGUGUAAGGAUUCUGCGACAGUUGUUCUAUGGUGGUUCUUCAUUCUUUGACAAGGUGGCCAUGCCCUUAUUCGAUAGGGGUUUUCGGCUCUUCGGUGCAUGUAAAACCCUUCCAUCCGCGCGUCACCGCCGUAUGGACGGGCUUUAAGUGCAUGCAGUCCGCAAAAGCCUAGAGCAUCUGCAGUUAGCCUUCGAGACUCGUUUUUUGUUGCCCAGAGCGCGCAAGGCUGGCAAAGUCGAACAGGCGCGCGUAGAGGUACGAGCUGUAGGUGUUCUGCGGUUCGCCGGGGCGUGGCUUUGAGCACCAAUCGACGACGGGCACAUCGAGGCACAUUACCUAGAACCCCAAGUGUGCAUCAUCGAAACCGCCUGUGAGGAUUUGCCAAUUGCUUUGCAUGCCGUAAUGUGGCCGUAACCACUGUGACUGUCACGUUUAGUAUCACGUGCGCCCAACCAGGAAUGCAGUAACCUGUGGUUAGCUGCAGGGAUAUUAUUUGGGCAUGAUUUGAGUACAGCCACAGAAGGAACGCUACAAAUGCUAAAGUUAUCUAAUUCAAUGGCUAUGAGCGCUCUCAACCGCUAACGUCUGCUUCGAGUUCAGCAAAAAGGCCCGCAAUGAUGCCGAAGAAGAGAGAAGCCAAGGAUGAAGACGUCGACGUGCUUGGUCUGCUUCCACCGCACAAGCGGCACAAGAAGCACAAGCACAAGAAGCACAAACGCAAGCGCGGUGGCACGGAUCAAGAAGAAGAAGCUCCAUCGCCGCCCGCGAGCCCGCAGAGUGGAGACGGCAGCAAGCCUGCAUUGAAGCUCAAAAUUAAGAUCGGCGGCCAGCAGGCGCUGGAGAAGAACGUGACUAGGGCGGACGAGCCGAGUAGUCACAGCGAGGACGAAGAAGAGGCCUGGCUCGAGGCCUUGGAGUCUGGUCGCCUCGAAGAGGUAGACGACGAGCUUCGCAAGAUGAAGGACCCUACGCUAAUGACAGCUCGCCAGCGGGCGCUGCUCGAGAGCAAGUCGAAGGACAAGGACGAAGACGGCCCCGUUCAGGUGGAGCCCAUCAAGGAGAUGACUGAAGAGAUGAUCCAGCGUAGAAUGCAGCGUGCCAAGAAGCGCAAGCAGCAGGCCGAAGAAAAAAAGGAAAAAGACAAGAAGCAGACCAUUGAGCGGCUGCUCAAGAAGUCAGAAUCUCGGCUCCGGGCCAGCAAGAAGCCAGCUAAGAAGGCAGACACACCCAAGGUAUCGCUGCUGCGGAGCAGUGAGGCUGGCACGUUGCUAAUGUUUCCAGCUGGCCUCCCAUUCCCUCUAGCACCUGCUGCGGCUCCCCGCGAGUACCCACAGAAGGCACUGUGCAGCAUCAAGGGCUGCCCGAAUCCAAAAAAGUACUCCUGCUCUAAAACAGGAGUGUCCCUCUGCAGCCUGGAAUGCUACAAGGCAAACAUGCUACAGAUGUGCGUGUGAGUUGUGUCCUCAAGGAUAAACACGGUGUUGUCCAAAACAA